Molecule: messenger RNA, 3424 nt
Organism: Beta vulgaris subsp. vulgaris (sugar beet)
Lineage: Eukaryota; Viridiplantae; Streptophyta; Magnoliopsida; Caryophyllales; Amaranthaceae
Product: 1,4-alpha-glucan-branching enzyme 3, chloroplastic/amyloplastic
Exons: 21
Coding region: 108-2801 (897 amino acids)
Biological process (GO): glycogen biosynthetic process
Cellular component (GO): cytoplasm
Molecular function (GO): cation binding; 1,4-alpha-glucan branching enzyme activity; hydrolase activity, hydrolyzing O-glycosyl compounds
Source: RefSeq, a predicted model, not a curated record
ACUCAUAAACCCCUUGCUCACAGACUCACACUAGUACUCUAGUACACUCUAAAACCCUCUUAUCUAAAACUUCCAUUGAACAUCAAAAACCUCAAAAAAUUCAAAGAAUGUUCUUCGUUCUAACUGCACCACCUCAGUCUCUUCCAUUACUGUUAUGCAAUAAUCAUCCCAAUUUUCACCUUCCAAACAAAACCCAAUUCCAAAAAUUCAAACUUUCGAAGAAAUGGAGAUGUUCUGCUUCUUCAAAGCAACCUCAACAACAGCAAAAUCAACCCAGAAAAAAGGAAGAACCAUCAACGAGUGAAAAACGAGUUGACCCAGUUGGAUUUCUCACUCGACUCGGCAUUACCCACAGAGCUUUUUCUCAGUUCUUACGUGAAAGGCACAAGGCUUUGAAGAAUCGUAAAGAUGAAAUAUUUGAUCGGUUCAUCAACCUCAAAGAGUUGGCUUCAGGGCAUGAAUUAUUGGGUGUCCAUCGACACCCGCAGCAUCGUGCCGAUUUCAUGGAAUGGGCUCCAGGUGCACGAUAUUGUGCUCUAGUUGGUGACUUUAAUGAUUGGUCUCCUACUGAGAAUUCUGCUAGAGAAGGUCACCUUGGCCAUGAUGAUUAUGGGUACUGGUUUGUUAUUCUUGAUGAUAAGUUGAGGGACGGAGAAGAGGCUGAUGAUCUGUAUUUCCAGCAAUACAAUUAUGUUGAUGACUAUGAUAAAGGUGAUAGCGGGGUUUCUAUUCAUGAAAUUUUUCAGAAAGCAAAUGAUGAGUACUGGGAACCAGGGGAGGACCGCUUCCUGAAAUCUCGAUAUGAAGUAGCAUCCAAACUGUAUGAACAAAUGUUUGGUCCAAACGGGCCACAAACGAUGGAGGAAUUAGGAGAUAUUCCAGAUGCUGAAACAAGAUACGAGGCUUACAGAGAACAGCAUAAAGAUAAGCCUCCUGAAUUUUUCCGUUAUGAUGUGAUUGAUAGUGAGAAGGAAUAUGACAUUUAUAAUGUUGUGGAUGAUCCUAUAUCUCGAGAGAAAUUUCGUAAAAAGAAGCCUCCUCUUGCUUACUGGUUUGAGACACGGAAAGGAAGAAAAGCUUGGAUGAAGAAGUAUAAUCCUCGUCUUCCUCAUGGAAGCAAGUACAGGGUCUAUUUCAACACUCCUAAUGGGGCUUUGGAGAGAGUUCCAGCCUGGGCUACUUAUGUUCUUCCAGAUGUGGAGGAAAAUCAAGCUUGUGCAGUUCAUUGGGAUCCACCCCUUGAGAGUGCUCACAAGUGGAGGAACAAGCCUCCGAAGCUUUCAAAGUCCCUGCGUAUCUAUGAAUGCCACGUUGGAAUUAGUGGGUUAGAGCCAAAAAUAACCUCCUUUAAUGAUUUUACUGAAAAGACUCUUCCUUUCAUAAAGGAGCUCGGAUACAAUGCAGUCCAGUUAUUUGGAGUUAUAGAGCACAAAGAUUACUUCACAGCUGGUUAUAGAGUUACAAACAUGUAUGCUGUAAGCAGUCGAUAUGGCACUCCAGAAGACUUUAAGCGCUUGGUUGAUGAAGCUCAUGGUCUAGGACUGCUAGUCUUCUUAGACAUUGUGCAUUCAUACUCAGCAGCAGAUGAGAUGGUUGGAUUGUCGCAUUUUGAUGGAACAAAUGACUGCUACUUUCAUACUGGAAAACGUGGACAGCACAAAUACUGGGGAACUAGAAUGUUCAAGUACGGCGAUGUUGACGUGUUACAAUAUCUCCUUUCCAAUCUAAAUUGGUGGGUUGAAGAAUAUCAAAUUGAUGGCUUCCAGUUUCAUUCGCUCUCUUCAAUGAUUUAUACACACAAUGGCUUUGCUACUUUUACUGGUGAAUUGGAGGAAUAUUGCAAUCAGUAUGUAGACAGGGAUGCCCUUAUGUACCUCAUUAUGGCAAAUGACAUCCUGCAUGCUCUGCAUCCCAAUAUUAUAACAAUUGCAGAAGAUGUGACACAUUAUCCUGGAUUAUGUGAACCCACUUCUCAAGGUGGACUAGGGUUUGAUUACUACGUUAAUACUUCUGCGUCUGAGAUGUGGUUAUCCUUUCUCGAGAAUGUUCCUGACAACAAAUGGAGCAUGAGUAAGAUUGUGACAACUUUAAUGGGAAACAAAUUGUACGCUGAUAAAAUGAUUCUGUAUGCUGAAAAUCACAAUCAGUCUAUAUCUGGAGGGCGGUCUUUUGCAGAGAUAUUGUUUGGUAAUAUUGAAGAACAGUCACCAAAAUCAACAGACCUAUUGCUGAGAGGGUCAUCAUUGCACAAACUUAUCAGGCUGAUUACCUUUACUAUCGGUGGUCGUGCCUAUCUCAAUUUCAUGGGCAAUGAAUUUGGGCAUCCAAAGAAAGUUGAGUUCCCAACAGCAAGCAACAACUUCUCUUUGGAACUAGCAAACCGUCGUUGGGAUUUGUUGACAGACCAAGGAUUUUAUUCUGAUUUGUUUUCUUUUGACAAGGACAUGAUGAAAUUGGAUCAAACCGAAAGGGUCCUGUCUAGAGGCUUACUAAAUGUUCAUCAUGUAAAUGAUGAUACUAUGGUAAUUUCUUACAUGAGAGGUCCUCUUUUGUUCAUAUUCAACUUUCAUCCAACUAACUCAUAUGAGAGAUAUAGUGUUGGAGUUGAAGAAGCUGGAGAGUAUCAGAUCAUAUUAAACACUGACGAGAAGAAAUAUGGUGGAAGAGAUAUUAUCAGCAGCGAGCAAUAUCUCAAAAGAAGCAUUAGGAAGAGAAUCGAUGGUCUCCAGGACUGCCUACAAGUGCUAUUACCUAGUAGAACUGCUCAGGUGUACAAAUUAUCUCGAAUAUUAAGGGUAUGAUUGUUUCACGGAUAGAGGAGAGCUAUAUUGUGGACUAUUCAGCCUGCUUCUUGAACUGUUGUUACUAUGCUAAUUGUAAUAUGAUUAGCAAGCUUCACAGCUAAGAAUCUGGAUAACAGGUCAAGAACAACAUGCCUAUUGGUAAAGGAUAAAGGACAGACUUGUAUCAAAUGAUUAUGGCAACUCAUCUCAAAGUGGACAAUAUUGUACAUAUUGCUAUGAUACAAUAAUCAGUUCUAUUGGAGGAUUAUAUGGAUUGCAUAGCCAGUGAUCUUGUUCAGAACAUUUUUGUAAGGUACUGUAUUCAUCUGCUACUCUGGCUACGAAAAUGAUGCCGUUAUGCCAAAAGAAGGGUUAUGGUGAUAAACUGGAUGCAUCAUGCCAUGAUCUGUGAACACUGUAGAUUUGUAGGAUAGAGAUGGUUGAAGCUUUUUUAUAGCAAGUUUAGGCCAUGUUUUGUAAAUAUAUUUUGAGAUAUAUGUAGGUAAGACCUUGAGAGGAAGGUAGCUUAAACUAUUGGAGUGACAUUGGAGGUCCAUUUGGACAGAAAAUGUAACCAUAGUGGUGAACUACUGAUGUACACUUUUGAAUAUAUAUGAUCAUCCAAUGCUUUGCUAUGUCAA